AUGUCGCACGCGGGUAGAGAACUCAAGUUCUCUCUCUUAGAUCUGAGAGACGAAGACAUCGCGUCGCGCUAUGCUUUCUACGUCACGCACGCCGCUGGCAUUACCUAUGUUUCCCACCUCGCCCCUUACGAAUUCCCCAUGCUAGCAUCCCACACCCCGGCGGAUGUCUGCUCCAUCCAGCCAGGCUGGUGUUUAAACAGCAUCGCGAUUGAGCUUUUGACUUGGAACACGUUGCUGUCGUCAAAUGCAGACCCGGUUAGCUUCUCAAAGGCGAUUAACUUAAUACCCGCUGUCAUGUUCAUGUCAAGAACUAGCCGAAUGUCUAUCACAUUUGAUGCACACAUAUUCCCAGGCUUGAAGAUCAGCCAUAAGAGGGAUAACAUGGAAGAUGCAGUGAGACAUCGCUUCAUCCAGAACCAGAUAUGUCUUUCUCUGAGUCUCUUUACCAUGGUCUUGAUGAGUUCUGCGCCGGCGUUCGUAGGCCGCACGGUGACAACCGGUCUACUACUACAUAAGUCUGGCAUGUACAUGCCAUACCUCUCGCCUUACUUUUAG
Molecule: messenger RNA, 555 nt
Organism: Lasiosphaeria miniovina
Lineage: Eukaryota; Fungi; Ascomycota; Sordariomycetes; Sordariales; Lasiosphaeriaceae
Exons: 10
Coding region: 1-555 (184 amino acids)
Source: RefSeq, a predicted model, not a curated record